This is a messenger RNA of Patiria miniata (bat star), 2883 nucleotides long. Its product is annotated as ficolin-1-like. The record is from RefSeq and is a predicted model, not a curated record. The transcript is spliced from 3 exons. Lineage: Eukaryota; Metazoa; Echinodermata; Asteroidea; Valvatida; Asterinidae. The coding region runs from base 388 to 1326 and encodes 312 amino acids.
GGUCAAUGAGUAGGAAUAGUGAGACACACUACACUGAUCUAUUUAUUUUCUUUCUCAAGAAUUCCCUCAUUGAUUAGCCAAGACGCUACCACAGAGGAUUAACUUUUCACUGCUAGAGCUCUCCUUGGACAAUAACAGUUGUCUCCCCAAAACCCGCCAGACGAUUUUUCCCUGUGGCGUUUCUGUUGGAGAUUUUGCUGCCCACUGGACAGACUGGAAUUUACUCAGAUUUUUUUUCCCUGUGAAUUACAAAUGUAUCUUUGGGAAUAGAGGGCUUGGGUGCAAGUGUAUAAUGUAAGCUGAUUGGAUUGCCUGGGAGUUUAACAAGUUGAUCAGCACACUUUGCGAGCUUCAAUCUCUGAAGGAAGGGGAGGAUACUAUAAAAAUAUGGCAAAGCAAGUCUUGCUAGUUCUGGUAGCUGCUCUGCUCUGCACAGCCCUGGUCACUGCCAAGCCAUCAGGCAAGCGACGGGUCCAGGAACUCGAAAACGAGGUUGGCGGCAGUACCAGUGGCCUGGUUUACGAGCUGAUGGACAAGAUGCAGAGACUCACCGACGAAGUUGACGAACUGAAACGACGCCAAAACGAACUGCUGAAAAGGGAGUAUGGGCCGGUGGAGAUACUGGACAAGCCCAUUACAAAAAUUGUUGGUCCGUCACCGUUGGAUUGUCAAGAAGCCUUGAUUCGCCAACCUUUAGCCGAGAGCGGUCUAUACUACAUCAAACCCAGAGGAGUGUUUGAGCCCAUCCCAGUCUACUGCGACAUGGAUAGCGAUGGAGGUGGCUGGACGCUCCUCCAGCGCCGACAGGACGGUUCCGAGGACUUCAACCGCAACUGGCAUCUCUACACCCGCGGCUUCGGUUCCCUCAGCGGGGAGUUCUGGUUGGGCAACGAGUUCAUCCACAUCUUGACGAAGCAGUACAACUACAAGCUGCGCGUGGAGCUGACGGGUUGGGAGGGGCAGCGGCUCUACGCCGAAUACUCCGACUUCUCAAUCGGUUCCCUGCGCACGUCCUUCAAGCUGCGACUUGGGGAGUUUCUCGGGGGCAACGCGACCGACGCGCUCAGCUAUCACAACAAGAAGCCCUUUACAACCAUCGACAACGACAACGAUGACAGCGAUAGUAUCAACUGCGCCGUCGUACACAACGGCGGGUGGUGGUUUAAGAGCUGCGAUCGGUCCAACCUGAACGGGUUGUACUACCACAGUCCACAAUACAUGUACCAGGGAGAUUGGGACGACGGGAUUGAGUGGAAGGAAACAGACGGAAGCCUGCCGUUUUAUUCCUACAAAGCAACUGAGAUGAAGAUUAGACGAAUGGACUAAAAAAAAAUGGCACAGUGUGCUAUAAAAACAUUUUUACCUCAAAGGUCCAUUUGAUGAGCCUCAUACGGUAGCAAGAUCACCUUUUGGUCUAGCUUACUUUAUUGACGCCCAACUUUUAUUCACUGUGCUGUACUCCCAUUCUGCACGGUGGAGCCUCGUGUUUGGCAGCCAAUAUGAAGAGUUGAUACCGAUCAAGAAUGGCAAACGAUGAGUGUGACAAAGACAAUUUAACUUUUUGUCAAAAAAAGUUGCCUGUUAUUUCCCCGUAAUCCAUCACACUUGAGAUCACACACCUGCAAAGUUGACUGACAUUUACAUGUACUUGAUUCAAUUAUGCGGUGAGCAGUUUUUAUCACCAAAUGCCGGAUUUGGGUUUAUUUGCUCAAUCUCCAAGAAUUCCCCGCGGUCUACGUGUUGACGUACACGUAUGUGACGUUACAAAGUGACUAAUACACACGUGCAGCAGGUUUACGUGUAACUUGUAGCAACUGCAUUAACAGCUAGAUUUGGCGGAUACUGGACACUUCUCGUGAUUACUUAGCACGACCAUUUUUUUUCACCCGUUAUCGCAUUUCUGAAUUAGGGAAAACAGCAUUUUGAGGAAGCGAAAAUUCGUUUUCGGCAUGAUCCAAGAAUUCCGCCGGUAAUCCUUGAUCCUAAAAUGUGCUACUGAUGAACGAUGGUAAUUGAUGUACUCAAUAGUAACACAAAUUAAAGGAUGUGAACAAUUUUUUUAAGAAAUUAAUCACCGCUGUUCAAAGUUUAAAGUUGUAAAUUUGGAGGAAAAAAAUUUGGAAUAGUACAUGUCCUUAAUGAUGUUAAUGCUGACAAACAUGACCUGACUUUCUUUAGGGUUCAGGGAUGUUAAUUCAACGAUCGGCCUGUUUCUUUCAUCAUUCAUAAUUAUCUCUCUCUCUCUGGCUUUGGAAAGGCCUUGGAAAUACUCCUAACAAACAGAAUUUUGGAGAAAUUAAGAUUUGUGAAGUCUUUUUCGAUGAGAAAGUACAGAAAGACUUACAAACAUACAUGUAAUACUGAGAACUGCUUUGGCCAAGUUUUGCAAGUGCAAGUUCGUUCCUCAAGAAGACGGAAAGUAACUGUAUAUUUUGUAUAUUUUGCAGGCACUAGUGCCAACUAAAAUUGUUUAGUCUCUAUGGUAUGAAUUACUUACGUACGUGAUUAUGCAGCACAGUUGAUUGUCGAAGGGUAAAGACAAUAUAGUUUGGUCAAAGCAUGUAUGAGGAUGACAUACUAGUUGUUGAAAUGUUAUGUUCACCAGAAAAAAAGAAAACUGUGAUAAUGCACUUCAUUUUUCUCGACGCAAACCGCAGGUUUCUGUUGAAAGCGUAGAGGUUUGGUCCUUACCACCGCGAGGAAAUAAUGGUAAUUCCUCUUAUUUUCUCGAAAAUUAGAGCCUUCUUAAUGCAGCUACAUGUAGGUGCAAUGAUUUCACAGGAUGCAUGAUAUUAUCAGUCCUUCUGGUUUGAAAAUCACAGGUGUGUAGAAAAAGGCACACCUGGAUUUUUUUAGGCGUGUGAUUUUUCUAGGCGUGUGAUU